CUCAACUAAGGCUUGGGGGGAAAAAAGUUGAAAUUAAGGUCAGAAGUUGCACGAUUUGGGCGAAUCUACUAUUAUACCUCUAGAGACGGAAGGGAGUCGAUCGGAAGUUACUCCUUCCCAAAAGGAGAAAGAAAGAACCAGCGAUGAGAAGCAGCUGGGAGGAGUGGAGGAGGAAAUCCCACAGCUGGCUUUAACCGUUUUUUCUUGUAUGCAAUCCUGUCAAUAAAAUGGCAGCUCUAAAUAAUGCAGAAAAUAGUGAAUACAUUACCUCACCCAUUCGUGGACCUGGUGAUGGCAUGGAACAAGAGCAGCCUUCAAAAUCUGUUGAAGUAAUCUCCAACACAACCAGCCAUGCCCAUCGAAGCCCACACAAGAAACUACUUCCAUCCUUGAGUCCUGGAGUCCUUCAGCUGGGAAAAAUUUAUGGUGACAAGGCUGUGGAAAUUGAAGCUGUACGAAUAGUGGUUCCUAAAGCUUCGAUAAACCAUGUGGUGCCUGUUAAAAAUGGUAAAGGAUCUAAAUCCUCAGGUCCUCAAAAAGAGCCCCUCAGUCUGUCCGAUGGGAUUUCAUCAGAUACUAAGAAAGAACUGCUGGAGCUAAGAAGUGAAAUAGGGAAGCUUAAAAAUUCGGAAAAGAGACUCUUACAGGAUAAGGAAGGCCUUUCCAAUCAACUCCAUGUGCAAACAGAGGUCAAUCGGGAGUUGAAAAAGUUACUUGUUGCUUCUGUUGGAAAUGACUUGCAAUAUCAUUUUGAGCGUAUGGCCCGUGAAAAAAAUCAACUGAUUCUUGAAAAUGAAGCCCUUGGGCGGAAUGUGUCUCAGCUGUCUGAGCAGUUAGAGCGGAUGUCUAUACAAUGUGAUGUUUGGCGAAGCAAAUUCCUAGCAAGCAGAGUCAUGUCUGAUGAGUUGACUAACUCCAGAGCAGUUCUCCAGCGUCAGGCCAGAGAUGCACACAGCGCAAUUCAGGAUCUGUUAAAUGAGCGUGAUCAGUUUCGCCAAGAAAUGAUUGCUGCAAAAAAAUUAUUAGAGGAGCUCCUGGUUUCUCUACAGUGGGGAAGGCAGCAGACGUACUACCCUAGUGCACAUCCUCAUAGUACAGUGGAAUUAGCUGCUGUAAAUCAUAAGCUUGCUAGAGCAGUAACUUCACAUCUACUUGGAAACUCUAGUAUUGCUAACAGUCCAAAAAAUGGCUCUUCAUCCACAGAACUCUGCACUACCCCUGCUGAGAAAAUGGCUGAAAUGGUAUUAAGAAUGCUGGAUUCUGGCAAAUGUACAGAAGUAUCAGAACUUUCUUUUUCUGAGCCUUCAACAGCAUCUUUUCUUUCCCCAAAGAAAAAUAUUGGACGGUUUCAUCCCUACACUAGAUAUGAGAACAUAACUUUCAACUGUUGCAAUCACUGCAAGGGAGAAUUACUUGUUCUUUAAAAAAAUCUUUUUGGUAGCAAUGGUUUCGGAUUCCGAUAAAGCAUACGAUCUUUGUGCACUUUUAUUUUCUGUACUUUUAUCUAAUGAGGAUUGGAUUUUGUGCUGGAAUUAUGUCUUUCAUAAAGCUUUCAGGACUUUAAUGUUCUGCUGUCAAAUUCUUCUUUGUGGCAGAUUGAAUUUGUAACGCACUGUCAAUUGUUCAAUGCCAACCAAGAAUGUAUUAGAAAAAUGUUCCAAACUGUACAAAGAAUUAUAGAAUUUGCGUACCGAUGUUUCUUCUUUAAGGGAACACUUGAGAAUAUUAGAAGUAUCCCAUGAACCUCAAAUAUUUACUUCCUUGAAAAGAUGCAGCUUAUUUCUAUAUGUGAACUAUUUUAUUUUAGAAUUAGGGUGGGUGUUUAAGUAUUUUCUACAGUUAAUUUCCAGUAUUAGAGAACUGUUACAUGAGCAGGUUAAACUGCAUAUUUCAAUGAAAGCUGAAAAUGCUUCUUUAGGUAUAAACUGUACUUUAAAGAUCUUAAAUGAUGGAGCUGAUUUGGUGAGAUUAAAUCUAAUGCACAACAUUUAUGUCAAAGAGUAGAAACAGCAUUUAUGUGAAAACUACUGGAGAUGUGCCUCUGAGUUCACCUUUUCUACAGAAUGGGGUGUUUUUUUUUAACAAAGUUGGAAUGAAUAUCCCUGAGGAAUUAUGUGAAAAGGUUUUAAUGGUGCUAUUAAAUGCGGUUGGACUACU
Pantherophis guttatus is the source of this 2157-nucleotide messenger RNA. RefSeq names its product basic leucine zipper nuclear factor 1 (gene BLZF1). Gene Ontology annotation, cellular component: Golgi membrane. The record is from RefSeq and is a predicted model, not a curated record. NCBI's taxonomy places the organism in Eukaryota, Metazoa, Chordata, Lepidosauria, Squamata, Colubridae. Gene Ontology annotation, biological process: Golgi organization; Golgi to plasma membrane protein transport.